AUGCCAUCAGGAUCAACAGCGCAGGAUCCCAACUGGAAGGGAAGGGAACAAGGAGAAGAAGCGAGAUAUGCCAAAGCCAAGGAGCAAGAACAGCUAGCUGCACUUCGGGAUAAAUUAGCCAGUAAAGACCAAGGCAACAAGGCAAAAACAGGCGAUCUUGGAAUUGAGGGCGGUUUUGGAGGACAAGAGUCGUUGGAGGAUCGCUAUGCAACCACAAGUGGCGACCACUGA
Messenger RNA from Rhizoctonia solani, 231 nucleotides. Its product is annotated as IATP domain-containing protein. Lineage: Eukaryota; Fungi; Basidiomycota; Agaricomycetes; Cantharellales; Ceratobasidiaceae. Bases 1 to 231 code for a protein of 76 amino acids. The transcript has 3 exons. The record is from RefSeq and is a predicted model, not a curated record.